GUUCUAAGAGUUGCUUGUUCACUUUGCAGGGGCCAAGAUGUGGUUUUCCUGGAUUCUGCUCCUGGCGUCUCUAGCAACAUCCUCCGCUUCGUUAAGAACACGAGAAUGGGCUCAUCACGGAGCUUUGAUGUUUGCAGAUCUCACUCCCCGAGAGAUGAACGCCGUGAGAGACUACCUCUACUCCUGCAGCGAGCUGGGCCUCACCUCGGCGCGAGACAAGUCCCUCAAGAAGAACAGCAUUUUCCUUAUGGAGCUGCACGUUCCGCGCAAACACGAGGCGCUCCGUGCGCUGGACAGAGGACAGGCGAAACCUUCCCGGCAGGCACGUGUUGUGGUCCAGUUUGGGAACCAAAUGGAGCCGAACGUAACAGAGUUUAUCGUUGGCCCCCUGCCUUUCCCAAAGUCCUACCAUUUGAAGACGUUCAAGGGUGAGCGCCUCAUCCGCUUCGAGUCGAGGCCGAUCUCCUCGGUGGAGUACGAGCACCUGAGUGGGGUUUUGGAGAAAGUUGCAGCUAAAGUAAACAAAAUUCUGCAGGAGAGCACCGGGUUUACUUUCGGCAACUGCACCGAUCGCUGCUUGACCUUCUCGGACAUCGCUCCUCGAGGUUUAGGCCCAGGAGAGAGGCGUACAUGGAUCAUGCUGCAGAAGUUUGUGGAGGGCUACUUCAUCCACCCCGUGGGCUUCGAGGUCCUUGUUAACCACAAAGACCUUGAUCACAAUAAGUGGACUGUGGAGAAGGUAUGGUAUAACGGACAGUAUUUUGAUAGCGUGGAGGAACUUGUGGAGAAGUACGAGAAAGGGACGAUCUCUAAAUUCAAGUUACCGGAGCAUGACGAAGAGGAUCUUUUCUCUACUUACAUUCCCCGUGGACACAUGAACACACGGACGAACAUCCAUGGAGCAAAGCUUGUCGAACCUCAAGGCCGCAGAUUCCAGGUGGAUCAGAACUUUGUGGAAUAUGCUGGAUGGUCUUUUGCCUAUCGGGUUCGCUCUUCGGCUGGGUUGCAGAUCUUUGACCUUCGCUUCAAUGGGGAGAGAAUUGCUUAUGAAAUCAGCUUGCAGGAAGCCAUCGCCUUCUACUCUGGAGACACUCCAGCCGCCAUGCAGACCAAAUACAUUGACGCCGGGUGGGCGAUGGGCACCUCGGAUUAUGAAUUGGCACCUGGGAUCGACUGUCCAGAAAUUGCUCAUUUUGUGGACCUUUACCAUUACUAUGAUACGGACAAACCUGUGCGUUACAGAAAUGCUCUUUGCAUCUUUGAAAUGACCACUGCAAUUCCUCUGAGAAGACACUACAAUAGCAACUUCCAAGGAGGCUUUAAUUUUUAUGGAGGCUUGGAAAAUCACGUUCUGGUGCUCAGAACCACAUCGACCGUGUACAACUACGACUACAUCUGGGACUUUGUCUUCUACCAGAAUGGCGUGAUGGAGUCUAGAGUGAGUGCGACUGGGUAUAUCCAUGCAACGUUCUUCACGGAAAACGGAUUGAACUAUGGAACCAGGGUUUACAACUAUGUACUUGGGAACCUGCACACCCAUCUAAUUAAUUACAAAGUGGACCUUGACAUUGCAGGGAGGGACAACAGCUUUGAAUCCAUUGAUCUGAAAUAUGUUAACUUUACCAACCCCUGGAGCCCAGAACACACCGUCGUGCAAUCGAAGCUGCAUAGGACGCAGCAUGAAACUGAACGUAGUGCUGCCUUCCGCUUUGGCAAGAAGUUUCCCAAAUACCUGCACUUCUACAAUCCCAAUCAAAACAACAAGUGGGGGCAUAAGAAGGGCUAUCGAAUCCAGUACAACUCACAUGGUAACAGUGUUUUGCCCCGGGGCUGGAGGGAAGAAAAUGGUAUUACUUGGGCAAGAUACCCACUGGCUGUAACCAGACACAAGGACAGCGAGGUCACCAGUACUAGCAUCUACACCCAGAAUGACCCGUGGGAGCCUGUUGUUUCCUUUGAGGAAUACAUUCGCAACAAUGAAAACAUUGUUAACCAGGAUUUGGUUGCCUGGGUGACGGUGGGAUUCCUACACAUUCCUCAUUCUGAAGACAUUCCCAACACAGCGACUCCAGGAAACUCGGUGGGAUUCUUCCUACGUCCCUUCAACUUUUUUGACGAGGACCCCUCGCUAGCGUCCCGCAGCACGGUCAUCGUGCGGCCCGAUAAGAAGGGCCAGCCAAAGGUGCAGAGAUGGACUCCAGAGGUCGUAGGUCACUGUGUCUCAGACAAGCCUUUCUUCUAUAACGGCACAUACUCUGGUGUCUAGGCAGAGACCGAGCUCGUUUCAUGUUGCGUUGGUGUUUUUGUGCUGUAUGUAAAAUUUAGAAACAGCAGAGUUUAUGAAUUUAAAUGCUAAUUGUGUCAAAUAUUUAAAACCAUCUGAACAAAUGAACGUCAAAUUCCUUAAAUGUAAAGCUUAUGAAAAACUGUAUCUUUGUCUGACAUUAAAUAUUUUCACAAUUCAGAAA
Messenger RNA from Rhinichthys klamathensis goyatoka, 2468 nucleotides. RefSeq names its product amine oxidase copper containing 1 (gene aoc1). NCBI's taxonomy places the organism in Eukaryota, Metazoa, Chordata, Actinopteri, Cypriniformes, Leuciscidae. The transcript is spliced from 4 exons. Gene Ontology annotation, molecular function: primary methylamine oxidase activity; diamine oxidase activity; copper ion binding. Gene Ontology annotation, cellular component: plasma membrane. Gene Ontology annotation, biological process: amine metabolic process; response to antibiotic. Bases 38 to 2266 code for a protein of 742 amino acids. The record is from RefSeq and is a predicted model, not a curated record.